ACUACUUGGAUAGCAGACUUUGGCACUCAAAAUGUCUUUCCUAACUUGGAGGGCCAUUCAUGACAAACUCUCUACAGACCAAAAAGCCCUCUUGGCAUAAACACUAGCAACAUCAAUUUGAAGUUCACCCUACUCAACUGGUGGAAUCAUAGGACCAAGAACCCCUUCUGUGCACUAAUCAUCAAGAUCCUUCCUACUCUGGUUUGUUGGGAGAUCUGGAGAUCAAGAUGCGGCAGCAAACAUGAAGGUGAGAGACCCUCAAGAUCAAUCUCUAAUGUUAUGUUCACUAUUCUGCAGGUACUCAGAAUCAGAUUUGGUAAGGCAAAAUUUGGAGACUCAUGGAUAGCUAUCUGCCAAGCAUGUGAGCAUAACUUUCAACAAAAAGACUCAACAAUUGUGAAAUGGAUUAGACCCCAAAUGAACACCAUCAAGCUAAACAGUGAUGGGAGCUGUCUUAAUGGAAAGUGUGGAGGAGGAGGAAUUGUCAGAGACUACAAUGGAAGGGUCAUUUUUGCCUAUGCUAUCCCUUUAGAGCGUGGAACUAGCAACUUAGCAGAAGCGGCUGCAUUGCUUUUUAUGGACUGUCAUUGUGCUCUAGGAAUGGAUUCAAUUCAGUUUGUGGGGGAGACUGACUCUCUACUCAUUGCUAACUGCAUAAAUAAGCAGUGGAAGAUCACUUGGAUGAUUUCUGACCUAAUUGAGAACAUUCAGACUAUAGUUGAAGAUAAGGAAUUUCUCAUCACACACUGCUACAGAGAAGCAAAUAAACCAGCUGACAAAUUAGCCUCUCUUAGACAUGAGAGUGAUUUAAUUCAAAUUUUCAACUCUCAUCCUGAAAUUCCUACUUCCGUAAAAGGCCUCAUAAACAUGGACAGAUGGAACAUACCCACCUUUAGAAUCAAGAAUGUCAAGGACAGAAACAUUAUUUUUGAUCCUACAUAGAUACCCAAGCCACUAGGGCCUCUUUUGGGUAGGAUAGAUCAAGUAUUCUAGCCUCUUCUCAAUGAUCUUGUAUAAAGUUUGGGAUGCCAAACUUAACUUGUAACUUUUUGCACAUCAAUGAUCAAUGGAGGCAAUGUUUAAAUUAAAAAACAAA
Molecule: messenger RNA, 1096 nt
Organism: Lycium ferocissimum
Lineage: Eukaryota; Viridiplantae; Streptophyta; Magnoliopsida; Solanales; Solanaceae
Exons: 2
Coding region: 280-942 (220 amino acids)
Molecular function (GO): nucleic acid binding; RNA-DNA hybrid ribonuclease activity
Source: RefSeq, a predicted model, not a curated record